UGACAUGAAACCUAGUUUUGAGUCCUGACUCUACCGUACUCCAGUGAUGCAUCAGGCUUUACUUGUUCCCGAAGUCCUCCUAGAGAUAUUCGCCUAUGUGAAUACAAUACCAUCUACUCAAACAACAUCGACCCAGAAAUCACUUGCAGCGCUUGCAAGGACAUGCAAAAUCUUCCACGAGCCUGCGAUGGAUUUGUUGUGGACUGAAAUCCAUGGGCUAGAACCACUGCUAGGCUGUGUAACAAGGUUACAUCCACUGAUAUAUCGUAGGGGUACAAGGUGGGACGAGCCCUGGGCGAAAGGUGUCGAGCCAUUAUCUGCUCAUGAGGCCCGUCAAUUUUUGCGUCACUCCUCCCGUAUACGCACAUUGAACAUAAAAAGGACCCAUCCUCAACUUAUCUCUGUCGUUCCCGCCGAGGCAUGCGUGUUUCCGAGGCUGAGGUCGUUAAGUCUUUCCAUCGCAUAUUUGAACCUCUUUCUGCCUCAGACGCUGCACCAAUGUUGUCUAUUGACCGUCGACGAGGGUCUGCAAUCCUUUGUGACACAUUGUAUUACUUUGGAGCAUUUGUACAUCUCCACUGACACACUCUAUUGUGACAACAUAAGUCAGCUGUCCCUGCUAUCCGAUAGGAUUCGUUGGUGCACGCGGCUUGUCACUCUUGCUUGUCCAAUGCUCGACUGGGCAACAUGGAAGCACCUUUCCUGCCUCCCUACUCUUCUCAAUUUGGAAGUUGAUCAAGGGUAUGAUAGUCGUCCUUCGCUGUCAAAACAAGAUAUCGUGAAUUUAUCACCCUUCCUUAACAUCACAACUCUUUCCUUUCGACGGCUGUACGGUGUCACAGACAUCAUCACAGUCAUGCAACACUCGCAGUUUCCCUCGCUGAAAGAGUUCGAGUUUGAAGCCAGCCAUCUCUCUUUAGAAGAGGCCGAGCAACUCUUUCAUGCUCUAUCCCACUGCAAAGCGUAUCGGACUCUACAAAAAAUCACCAUUUGUUCUUUUGAUGACAAAUUCGCGAGACCCUACAACGACGAGCCUUUGACACCAAUUCCGCAUUUCCUUUGCUUUACACAGCUCCGAACCUUGCAGCUCAUGUUUCGUUAUUCCUGCAUCUACCUAGACAAUGACAUGCUCUUGCAAGCUAUGUCUAGUUGGCCGCACAUCCGCACUCUGGAAAUCAACGACUCUGCUCUUUCUUCCAAAGUCACCCUCCAUGGAUUAUUCACAGCGCUCGGUCUAUGUCCACAAUUGCAUACACUACGAGUUUCAAUCAAUAUUCUAACUAUCGACGUUGAUCCUGAUGCUGAGCCAAUACAACAUACCUCCCUACGAACACUACAACUUUUGAAUACACCCGAGUCUCAAAUAGCAGAUGCUGAAACUCUCGCUCGCAUCAUUUCCGCCUGGCUCCCUUGUGUCGACCACAUAUACGGCCCGGGUUUGAGUUGGGAUGAAGUCAACAUGCGUCUUGGAUCUUUGAGAGCGGCUGCUGCGCCGUAUGUCGUGAGAGCCUCCUAGAAUAUUUGAGUUUGGAAUAUCUUCACGUCCGGGAAUGUUGUUACAGACCUUCGACUUCUUUCGUUCUUUCGUUAUCGCUGUCGCUGUUGAUAACUGCUGUAUUAGUACUUCUGCAUCAUGGCCAACAACAACCCUCUGGUUCAAUCCUUUUGAUAUCCGCGUCUGUAACGGCCAUGUGAUCACACAACACAAUGACAGCAUACGAUAUUGAAGACCAGCAGCUACUUUAGCAAGCUGUUACGACCCCCAUGAGUUGUGG
Molecule: messenger RNA, 1775 nt
Organism: Suillus plorans
Lineage: Eukaryota; Fungi; Basidiomycota; Agaricomycetes; Boletales; Suillaceae
Exons: 2
Coding region: 47-1516 (489 amino acids)
Source: RefSeq, a predicted model, not a curated record